Lytechinus pictus (painted urchin) is the source of this 4707-nucleotide messenger RNA. Its product is annotated as SEC14-like protein 2. The coding region runs from base 40 to 1302 and encodes 420 amino acids. The record is from RefSeq and is a predicted model, not a curated record. Gene Ontology annotation, cellular component: cytoplasm. NCBI's taxonomy places the organism in Eukaryota, Metazoa, Echinodermata, Echinoidea, Temnopleuroida, Toxopneustidae. The transcript has 12 exons.
GCCGCCGAAUUACCGUAUUGUACUAGCUAGCUGGUUUAUAUGUCAUCACCUGUUACUGUUAGUUGCUCUGUUAUGGAAGGAGAAUCAGAAAACCCAACGUUGUCUCCAAAACAACAUGAGCAAUUGACUAAGUUUCGGGAGAAGGUAUCAGAUGUUCUUCAGCCGUACCACAAUGAUUAUUGGCUUCUAAGAUUCCUUAAAGCCAGAAAUUUCAACCUGAAGAAAUCAGAGAGCAUGUUUAGAAAGAAUGUUAUAUGGAGAGAGGAGAAUAAGGUCAGCCAAGUAUGUGAUGAAUAUAUAGAACCAGAGGUUUUACAAAAAUAUAAAUCUGGGGGUAAGCUUGGUUAUGCUAAAGAUGGACGUCCAGUUUUUCUUGAUGCCACAGGGAAUGUAGACUUCAAAGGAUUACUUCAUUCUGUCACAGUAUCUGAUGCAACAAAGCUCUACAUUAAAACCUUGGAAUCACUACAGAGAGAUGUGAUCUCACAAACAGAAAAGCUAAAGAGACAAAUAGAUGGCAUCUACUAUAUAGUAGAUCUAGAGAACCUUGGUCGUCAUCAUCUAUGGAAACCUGGUGUACAAUUCUUUACUGAUGUGACCCAGCUCUGUGAACAGCAGUAUCCUGAGCUUCUCCAUAAGGUGGUUGUUGUGAGGGCCCCAAGAAUAUUUCCUCUUGCCUAUUCUAUUGUUAAACCAUUCCUGAGUGAACAGACAAGGAAGAAGAUUGUAGUCUACAAAUAUGAUUUUGAGAAAGCAUUACUGGAUAUCAUUGAUGGUGAUAUUCUUCCUAAGUACUGGGGUGGAAACAUGGUCGAGGAUGGAGACCCAAUGUGUCCCAAAACGGUUUGUUUAGCAGGCAAAGUACCUAAGGAGUGGUAUAUGACGGGUCGCGAUCUCAAUGUCGAAGCCUCCCAGAUGACGACUAAGGAGAUUGCCAGAGGAGGGACACUUCAACUCACCUACAAUACAUCACAGUGCAAUAGUGUUCUCAGGUAUGAGUUUAGAACACAAGAACACGAUCUUGGGUUUGGAGUAAAGAGACUACAUGAUGAUGAUACCAAGAUACCUAUAGUUAAAACAGAACGUCACAACUGCCAUCUUGUGCCAGAAACUGGCCAGCUCAUUCUAGAAGACCCAGGCACUUAUAUUGUGAAGUUUGAUAAUAGUUUCAGCUGGGCUCGGAGCAAGAAACUCUUUUACUGGAUAGAACUUUUAGAGCCUGAUAUACAGAAUGAUGACCAACACGAUGAUGACGGCAAUGAUGACCAGGAAGAUGAUUUUGUGCAAGCAAUAGAUGGCUGAAAACUGCAAUGAUCACUAGUAUUUUCAUAGUGACUUUUCAGGGGGUAUUUUAUGUGCUGAAAUCUUACAAUGGUAUUAUUUAUUUGUGGAUUUUGCAACUGAACAACUGCAGAAUUGUUCAUUUUCUCCUUUACUCAUGUAUUAUUUAUGCUAUUAGUAUAAGACAUUCAUUAUUUGUGUAAAUGAUUCAUUAUGUGUGUGAGUGAUUAGGUAUAUGUAUGUACAUAUAUAAUUUUGAUUGUUUGGGAUCAUAUUUAGAGAAAGCCAAGUGAAUACUAUGAUUGUGUGUGAAGUAUUAAGUACAAGUUCAAUAAGAUUCAUACCUCGUCCUAUAUGCACUGUGCUAUCUAUGAGGAGAUCUUUAUUUUCUUAUGAUAUGACCAACAUAAUUCAGAGUGUUUAACACUCAUAUACAAAAGCUUAUCAUUUGUAUAGAUGAAAAAAAAUGAAGAAAGUUAAAUGAAUUAUAUUUAAUGGUCUAACUUGAUCAGUAAAUUGAUGAGAAUAAUAUUUUUGAUAGGUCUUAAUACAAAUGAAUUUCACAUAUGAUAAUAUGCAUGAAAAAGGCUAUGUAAUAGCAUACCAAUGGCAAAUGAAACACAAGGUGAUAAUGUUUUGUUGUUUGAGUUAAUUGAAAUGUGUAUUGAUUCUAGUUGCUUUACCAAGUGAUUUUAACUUGUGCCAUGAACACUAAUACUACAUUUAUCAGUACAGCAAAAAGGACUUGUCGAAAGAGGUUAGUCAAUGUAAAGCUGGUUUAUAUUCAACCAUAUUCAUGCAUAGUGUAAUAUUUUUAAAUCAAAUCUGCAGUGCAGUAGAUUCUAAGAGAACUCAUGAAAAUUAGCAUUUCUUCAAUAGACAUCAAUGAAAUUUGACAAUCAAAUGCAUAUAUAUUUACAUGUAAGUCAAAAUUGAUCGAACUUCUUGAUAUUUAUAUAUAUUGUGAAAUUUACGCUAAUAUUUCAUUAGUGCCAAAACCAAUGGUCUUGCAUUCCCGAAUGCUGCUAAACAUGUGGUUGAUUUUACAACCUACAUGAACCUACGUGUACCUAAAGAAUACAGACUUACAGCUGUGUGAUGUAAUGUGCAAAUAUCAACCUUCUCACUUUCUAUGUAUUCCAAAGAGCUAGUGGAACCUGGGCUGCAGCCAGUCAAUUUUUUCUCUGAUAUUCUACCAGUCUGUCGCAGUUGACCAAGUUCACACUGCCACUUCUGUAUUAAUUUACUUUAAUAUUUAUUUAUUUUUCUGUCCAUCCUAGGUCGUGUUAUCAGAUAGAUGAUCAUGAUGUAACAUGAUUGGAAGAGCUACAUUAACAAUUGCUUUUCUUGCAUUAAGGACGCUCUAAAGUUCUGUUUGUGUGCAUCUUGAUUUGCACAUAUUUUACACUAUGUGCAUGUAUGUGACACUUAAUGAAACUAAUUAAUCAGCUAUUUGGUAUCAGCUAAUUUUUCUUGUGAUACUUUACUCUGCAGUGCUAUGAAAUAAUGCGAAUAUGAUUUUGAGGGUAAUAUAAUUGUAACUGGGAGGCUUCUGAAUUUUCAAGUGUAUACUUUUUGUUCUUUUCUUGCAAUACUUUAAUUUGAGGAUGUUUUUAUUUGAUUAUCAAGAAUGAAAUGAAUUUGAAUUGAAUGAUAUGAAAUGAAUAUUACUAUCACUAAAUAUUGCAAAAAACAAACAAACAAAAAAGAAGAACAUGAAGAACAUAUUCAUAACAAUAAUACUAAUUACCAGUAUACAUUGUUGUUAAUCGGGGGGGGGGGGGGGUGGAUGGGAAUUGUCCCCCCUUGAAUUUCAAAUAUUGUACAGCAGCCUGUGAGGGUCUUAUCCCGUUAAAUGAAAAAAAAUCACUGACUAUGGCAGUAUAUGAAUGAGAGUCUUUUCUAUGUACAAUGUAAUGUAUUUAAUGAUUAAGAGGCUUUUCUAUGUACAAUGUAAUGUAUGUAAAAAUCUGUAUGGUCUUUCACACAUGUCAAACUUAGUAAUGAAAAUAUCAGGUUGAGAGAGAGAGAGAGAAAGAAAGAGAGGGGAGAGAGAUCGUAUGUUUAGCCAUGUCUUACUACCCGAGUGCAAUACCGUUUAUUUCUUCCUUUGGUGUAAAAAGUAAAACCAAAGCUCAGCCUUAAAUAAUAACUUCAAAAGUUUGGCAAAAUAUGUCAACUUUAAACUGAUAUCUUAAUAGAGCUUGUGCUUUAUGUUGUGCUAGUGAAUAUUUUAACCUUAUAGAGGAGACGGAGGGACUUAUAACAUAAACAUUCAUGCACAAAUUUGACUGCUCAAAUUAAACAAAUAUGUUUAUAGCUAAACUUAUAAGACAACAUGACUAUUUCUUUUUUCUGAUGAAUCAAUGACUAGUUAAUAGUUUUUAAUAUUUUUCUUCUUAUAAUAUAUAUACAUAUAUGCAAAAUUUUAUCCAGGGUGUGGCCCAUAUAUAUAUGUAUAUAUGCCCCACCCCCUGCGAUAAACAUUUACAAAAAUGGUUAGGAGGAAAAAUGUUAAUGUAUUUUUGUUUUGUAAAGGAUGUUAUCACAACCUUUCAAGACGAUAUUGUAUUUCAAUUGAGAAUAUUAUAGUGAUUCACCAUAUAGUGACUACCCGGUGCUGGUUUCUCCACUCAUCAUAUUUCAUUUAUUCUCAAUAUCAUUAUGGACCUGAAUGAUUAUGAUAUUUAUGUGUUUUGUUGUUAUGGAAUUUUAAAUCUGAUUAUGAUUUCAUUUUAUACAUGGUCCAUGAAACUUGUUUAAGAUUGAGUAUAACAUGUAAAAUGUAUGAGAUGUGAAGUGCCAUACUAGUAAUUAUGUAUAUAAUUGCUUUUCAAAUGUGAACUGCAAGGUUGAAUAUUAUAGAUUGUAAAUGGCAUUCAUUUGUUAGCCACUGCCAGAACUGGCAAGUUAGUUGAUGUAUUUCAAAUUUGAAAUUCAUUGGAUUAUCAGAAGCGUAGAUUUGAAAUUAUGUUAAAAUCUAAUCUGGUGCAUUUAGAAAUCAAUCCGAGUUAUGAUAAUUUCAAACAUAGUUUUUGUCAGGAAAAUUUUUACCUAUAAAUGCACACAGACCCAAUGUAUUCAUAUUGUAGUUUUUUAUUACAAUAUAAAAAAAUGCCAUUGAAUAGGUCAAUGGUUUUAUUUCCUUGAUUAUUGUAUAUCUAUCUAUGUUUUGUUUUAUAUUAGGCACAGGUACCUCUAAAGGUAUCCAGUCACAUUUCUUGCUUCAAUUAUGGUAGGUGUCUUGAAAUGUCUUCAUAUGUCAAGUUUAAAGGUGUGUUUUAAUCUAAUAUUAUUUUGUGUGCAAGAUAAGCUGUCUUUCAAAGUUCUAUGUCAUCUUGGUUUAGCAUUAGCUAUAUUUAUUAGCUAUGAAGUUAUAUUUAUACUGUAAUAAACAAUAACUUUUAAUUCACAAACAGUUUCAAA